Molecule: messenger RNA, 3180 nt
Organism: Rubroshorea leprosula
Lineage: Eukaryota; Viridiplantae; Streptophyta; Magnoliopsida; Malvales; Dipterocarpaceae
Source: the annotation of a GenBank genome assembly
UACUCUCUGUAAUUUUGGUUUUGUGGUUGCAAAAUGGGAGAAUUUUUGAAACUCCAAUUCACCCCCCCCUCUUGGAGUACAUUGAGUUAACAAUUGGUAUCAGAGUUUGGGCUCCAAUUUGAAGGUUUAAACACCUAGGAGUCGAUCGAGGAUGGCUCAAUUUCAAGCUUCCCAACCACUUGAAGGUUUGUCUACCACUAAGCCUCCUUUCUUUGAUGGUACUAAUUAUAAUUAUUGGAAGAAUAGGAUGAAGGUCUUCAUGCUUGCAAAUGUACCUAAGGCAUGGAUUGUGACUAUGAAAGAGAGGUGCCAAAGGAAGAAGUUGAAUGGAAUGAUGAAGCCUUUGGAAAAGAUCAUGAUCAACAACAAAGCAAUUAGCAUGCUUCAAUGUGCUCUCAAUCCAACGAAAUACAAUAGAGUCUCCAGGUGUGAUACGGCUAAGGAGAUGUGGGACAUGUUAAAGGUCACACAUGAAGGAACAAGCCAAGUGAAGGAGUCAAAAAUCAAUAGAAUCAUUGACAAGUAUGAGCUUUUCAAGAUAAAACCAGAAGAGAGCAUUCAAGACAUGUAUACAAGAUUGAAUGAUAUAGUCACCAAUCUCAAGGCUCUUGGUAAAGUAGUGGUGAGAAAGGUUUUUAAAAGCUUGCUCAAGAAUUGGGAAGCCAAGAAGACCACAAUUGAAGAGUCUAAGGAUCUCAACACUCUCAAGCUUGAAGAUCUCAUAGGAAAAUUGAUGACAUAUGAGAUAGAAGUUCAAGUUGAUGGUGGAGUUGAAGUAGUUGAAAAGAAGAAGAAGGAUGUUGCAUUCAAGGCUAGCAACCAAAAGGAAAAGAGCGAAGAUGAUGCUAGUGAUGGAGAAAACACCUCUGCCUUGAUCUCUAGAGAAGUGAGGAGAUUCAUGAAGAAGAACAUCAAGAGCAAACUUGCGAAAAGAAAUGAAGGAAAAUCUACCAAAAAGAGUGUGAAAUGCUAUAAGUGCAACAAGAUGGAGCACUAUAGAAAUGAAUGUCCCAAAUUGAAGAAGGGUGACAAGAAAGACAAGAAGAGCAUGAAGAAGAAAGCAUUUGUUGCCACUUGGAGUGAUGAUGAGACUAGCUCAAUGGAAAGUGAAAGCUGCUUGGAGAAAGGUGUUGCAAAUCUUUGUUUCAUGGCUCAAGAGGAUAGCAACAAUGAUGAGGAGGUGUGCCUUGUGAGCAAAAUGAAGAACAAAUGGUAUCUAGAUAAUGGAUGCUCAAAGCACAUGACGAGUGAUCCUUCACAAUUCUCAUCACUGAUGCCCUUGGAUGGUGGAAUCGUGACCUUUGGUGGCAAUGGGAAAGGAAUUGUGAAAGGAAUUGUGCUGUUUGUUGGCAAGAGACUUAAAAAUGUGUAUGUGAUUGAUUUGCAUGACAUUGAUGCUGAUAUUUGUCUUGCUUCUAUAUUUCAUGAUGAUAUUGGGUUGUGGCAUAGAAGAUUAGGAAAUGCUAGCAUGAGUGUUAUCUCUAAGUUAUUAAAGCAUGAUCUUGUUGAUGGCUUGCCUAAGGUGAAUGUGGAUAUUGAUAAUGUGUGUGAUGCAUGCAUGAAGGGUAAGCAAACUAGAGUUUCCUUUAAGGCUAAGAAACACAUCUCUACAAGUAGACCGCUUGAGUUACUUCAUAUGGAUUUGUUUGGACCUAUGUGCAUUCUAAGCAUUGGAGGGAAAUCAUAUGUGCUUGUUGUGGUUGAUGACUAUUCUAGAUUUACAUGGGUUGCUUUUCUUGCACAUAAGAAAUAUGCAGUUGAUGCUUUCAAAUGUUUUUAUAAAAAGCUUCAAAAUGAGAAAGGUUUAGCUAUUUUUUCUAUUAGAAGUGAUCAUGGGGGAGAAUUUGCAAAAAUGACUUUGAAGAUUUUUGCAUUGAACAUGGACUCUCUUGAAAAAUUUGAUUCUAAAAGUGAUGAAGGCAUAUUUGUUGGAUACUCUACUUCUAGUAAAACUUACCGUGUGUAUAAUAAACGUACUAAAGUUGCUGAGGAAUCUAUUCAUGUGGUAUUUGAUGAGACUAACCCUAUUUGUUUUAGAAAGUCUUGUGAUGAUGAUGAUGAUGAUGCAGAUGCCAUUGGAGAAAAAAUAAAAGAUAUAAAUCUCAAGGAUGACAACACUAAGGAAGCUCAAGAUGAGAAAAAUGAGGGGGACAAACAUGAAGAAGUGCAACAAACACAUGAGCUAAAAGAACCAACUUUCGCAAGAGAGAGAUCUUAUGUCAAAGGUAAUGAAAUUAUUGGGGAUCCAUCAAAAGAGGUAACUACUAGAUCUCAUGCUCAUAAUACUUGUGCUUUCGUUGCCUUUAUAUCUCAAAUUGAACCAAGUAAUCUUGAUGAUAAGUUUGAAGAUGUAAAUACAUCUAUAGUUAGAGCCAUAAUUGCCCUAAAUUGCACUGUAGGUCAAAUUAAUGUGGGGCUCCUUACACUAGAAAAUAGAGCAUUGCAGUGGAUUAUUAGUCGCAUUCUUGCUCAAAGAAAAGGUUCUAAAGUUAUUGUAUUUGGUGGUGAUCUCUUAUGGUUUGAUUAUCUUCUCAAAAGGAAAAGGUUGAACAUUAGAAGAUUCAUUUAUCGAAACCUAAUCAAGAAUUACUCAUCAAAUAUGGGCCUUCCUCAUGGUGCUCUGAUUACUAGAUUGGUGAAGAGGAACAAUAUUGAUCUUACACCUUAUAGACUUGGAAAGAUUCAAGGGGAUGAAGAAGAAGGUGAUGCAGAUCAAGAAAUGGUAGAGCAUGAGGAAGAAGAACAUGGAGGUGACAGCCCAAGACCCUUUCGAGCCUCCAUGCAAAGGACUAACCGCAAAACCAUGGAACUUAUGAUAAAUGAGAUGCGGCAAUUGCACAUCGACUUCUAUGGUUUCCGGACGGAGAUGAGAGGGAGGAUGGAUUCCAUGGAUGGAAAGCUUGAUCAGCUCAUUAACCAUUUUUUUCCUCCACCCCCACCUAGUGCCACCUAACUCCAUAUUUCUUUUGUUUGGCUAAUCUUUUGGAUGGACAUCUUAGGCUUAUGCAUUUUAAGUUUUUAAGCUUAUCACCAUGUUUUUCUUUGUCUAUGGACAUUUCUUGAACCUUUUAUCAUGUUUUGUGAAUGGUAAUAGCAUGACUUGUGCAUUUUAUCAGUAUUAAUGGUUGUCUAUGAUUGUGAUGAUUGUAUGCUCUUAUUGAGGGGGAGCAAUUUGUAAAU